AUGGCCACUGCCAUCGCGGGGAAGCAUCCGCACCUCUGGACGGACCCGGCGAGGACCAGGCGCUGGCGGUGUGGUGGAGGAGAAGCCACUGGCACGUGGGAGAAGGAGGCCGGUGCUGGUGCUGGUGGCGGAGACGGGGGCACCCAGAGCUGGAGAGGGGCCCGCCUGCAAGCUCAGUGGGUGUUGGCCGUGGGCCUGCGGGUCCGCCCAGGGCCUCCACCCGAGGCGCUGCAGGAGGAGCCGUCCUGGAGGGGAGUCUGGAGAGACGGGGUGCAGCAGAGAAGGAGGGAUUCUUGGAGCCCUGAGUCUCAGGGUCAGUUUGAGGGCCUCCCCAUGGCCAAACCGCUGGAUGCCAAGAGGUCUCUGCCCCUCACGCCCGGCAGCUGUGACCAUGAGGUGGCUCGGAGGUGGAGCUGGCGCGGCCUGGUCCCCACGUGGCUGAGACACCGGCACUCGGGGCUGCAGGCCAAAGGCCAGAACUUCAUGCUGGAGGACUCCACCUUCUGGAUCUUUGGGGGCUCCAUCCACUACUUCCGGGUGCCCCGCGAGUACUGGAGGGACCGCCUGCUGAAGCUGAGGGCCUGCGGCUUGAACACCCUGACCACCUACGUCCCAUGGAACCUCCACGAGCCAGAAAGAGGCAAGUUCGACUUCUCCGGGAACCUGGACCUGGAGGCCUUCGUCCUGCUGGCCGCGGAGGUCGGGCUGUGGGUGAUCCUGCGUCCGGGCCCCUACGUCUGCAGUGAGCUGGACCUCGGGGGCUUGCCCAGCUGGCUACUCCAGGACUCCGGCAUGAGGCUGAGGACAACCUACAAGGGCUUCGCUGACGCAGUGGACCUUUAUUUUGACCACCUGAUGUCCAGGGUGGUGCCCCUCCAGUACAGGUACGGAGGACCUGUCAUCGCUGUGCAGGUGGAGAAUGAGUAUGGCUCCUAUAACAGAGACCCUGCCUACAUGCCCUAUGUCAAGAGAGCCUUGGAGGACCGGGGUAUCGUGGAGCUGCUCUUGACCUCAGACAACAAGGACGGCCUGAGCAAGGGGGUCGUGGAUGGAGUGCUGGCCACCAUCAACCUGCAGUCACAGAGCGAGCUGCAGCUGCUGGUCACCUAUCUGCUAAGUGUCCAGAGCGUUCAGCCCAAGAUGGUAAUGGAGUACUGGACCGGCUGGUUCGACUCGUGGGGCGGCCCACACAACAUCCUGGACUCCUCAGAGGUUCUCAAGACGGUGUCUGCCAUCGUGGAUGCCGGCUCUUCCAUCAACCUCUACAUGUUCCAUGGGGGCACCAACUUUGGCUUCAUGAAUGGGGCGCUGCACUUCCAGGACUACAAGUCUGACGUCACCAGCUACGACUAUGACGCGGUGCUGACAGAGGCCGGGGACUACACCGCCAAGUACGUCAAGCUCCGGGAAUUCUUCGGUUCUGUUUCAGGGGCCCCUCUGCCUCUCCCACCGGACCUUCUUCCCAAGACGACGUACGAGGCAGUGAAGCCAGUUUUCUGCCUGUCCCUGUGGGACGUGCUGCCCUACCUGGAGGAGGUGAGAGCCACCCGUGGCCCCGGAGGAAGAGAAGCUGCUUGGCCACGUCGCAGUCUGCUCCCCACCUUCAGAACUCAGAGCAGAGAACCCACUUGUGCUGGAGCGCCCAUCCGUCCCGCACGCCUGACCCUCCCCCGAGCGUCGCAGGUGUGGAGAAGGCCCCGCGGCAGGAGUCGCGGCCUCCGCCUCCUCCCCGGCUGGUGCACACGGCUCCCUCUGCCUGCCCGGCGGGGACCCCUCUGCCUGCCCCAGCCAAUGGGAUGCGUCCUGGUCUGUCUGCUCGCUUGGCAGGUGUUUGUGAACACCGUCUCCGUAGGGUUCCUGGACUACAAGAGGAAGGAAGUCACUAUCCCCUUGAUCCAGGGGUUCAUUUUGCUAAGGAUCUUGGUGGAGAAUUGCGGGCGAGUCAACUAUGGGGAUAACAUCGACGACCAGCGCAAAGGUUUAAUUGGGGACCUCUAUCUGAACGAUUCUCCCCUGAGAGGUUUCAAAAUCUACAGCCUGGAGAUGAAGAAGGGCUUCUUCAAGAGUUUCCUUGGAGACAAGUGGAACCCCGUCCCCGAUGUGCCCACGUUCCCUGCUUUCUUCCUGGGUGUCCUGUCCGUCCCCCUCUCCCCCUAUGACACCUUCAUGAAGCUGGAGGGCUGGGAGAAAGGGGUUGUAUUCGUCAAUGGGCAAAACCUCGGACGCUACUGGAACGUCGGGCCCCAGGAGACCCUCUACCUCCCUGGUGUCUGGUUGGCCGAAGGCAUCAACCAGGUCAUCGUCUUCGAGGAGAAGAUGGCGGGUCCAAUGAUACAGUUCACAGAAACGCCCCACCUGGGCCGGCGCCAGUACGUCGACUGAGCAGCUCCUGGCAAGGAACCUGCAGACCCUCCCUGCUGCCCCGCCGGUGCUGCCCCGCCCACUGUCUGUCCAGAGUCCCGAGUGCCCCUCAGUCAUAGCCUCGAGGGCCAGGGCUCGCUCUGCUUCUGCUGCAGUUCAGACCCUUGCCCUGCAGACUGAAGGAGAGUGGGGGUGAGGAGGGACCCGUCUUCCCUGGAGUGCUUCUUGGCUGGGCUCUGUGCUGGCUCCUUCCGACUCCCCUUGAUGGGCAGGCACAACUCCUGCAGGGUUUGCUGCUCUGAAUGUCCCCCGGACCAGCCACGACCCUGUCCCUGGGGCCCCUGUUUCUGAGCUGGUGGGCGUGGCACUAUUUGUAGAGGACGAGGGGCCCUGGAGUCGACCUGUUCCUCCUUCACAACCCUGCCCGAGCCUUCCCUGCGAGUCACAAGGAAGUCCCUGGGAUGGAUGCAGGCCACCUUUCACUUCUGCUCUAAUGGUGCUGACAGAGUCAGGAAAAUGGGCACUUGUUUUCUGAGUGCGAGGAGCUCCAGUUUCACUGUGAGAAGCAGUAACAGCUGAGGAGGAAAGGUCGCCACUCUCAGAAGGUCCAGGAAGACGGGGGCACCAGGCGUGGCCGUGGGGGCGUGGGCAGGAGUGUUGGGGUGUCAGGGGCCAGCGCUGGGCCCCAGGUGUUGGUCAAGAUUCCCAGGGCUUGGCGGGGAUCUGGCACUGUGUUCCGGCCCAGCUUCGCUGCCCUGAGUUGCAGUAAAGUAACAGAGUUGAAUCAGAUCCCCCUUGGUGAUGU
Messenger RNA from Vicugna pacos (alpaca), 3166 nucleotides. The record is from RefSeq and is a predicted model, not a curated record. NCBI's taxonomy places the organism in Eukaryota, Metazoa, Chordata, Mammalia, Artiodactyla, Camelidae.